AAUAAUUAAUGUAAACAUAAACAUAUUAUGACAAAUCUACACACGAGCAGCACGAGGUGUAAUCACAGUUGGCUGCGGGCCAGCCAAUCAACAACACUGGCCCUACCAUUGGCUACACUCAUUUGCACUAGAUUAUCUUAACCAAAUCUAAAUUACACUCUUAAUUUAAUAUUUUUGACUCUUCAUACUCAGUAAUAGUGGUCAGUCGGUACUUAUUUCUAUUAAGAAUUUAUAUUUAAAAUUGUUCAAUCUUUUGUCCAAUAAAUACAAAAUUAAAUUAAAUUUUAUUAUCUCGAGGGCAGGUUAAUUUUUAAGUAAAAAUACUGAGUACAAAAUUUUUGUAAUAAAUAAAAUUACAUUUUUGCAGAAAACAUUAAAAAAAGUAGAAAAACAACAACUUUUCAAAGUUGUUAUCCCAAGUACAGAACACGUAGCUUACACUUUGCAUUCACUGAUUAUUUAGAUUCCACAACUUUAGAGUCACUAAGCACAGUCACAACAACUACAAUCCUUUAGUUCCGUUCGUAUAACCGGUAACCGCGAGAGCGUAGCGCGCGCGUGUUGUCGACACGGCACGUGGCACGCGAGUGUCCGCGGCCCGCACCCGCCGCGCCGCCGCCCCCGGCGGGCCCGCCGCAGGCCCGGCAACCACGCGUCACACCAACACCGUGCCGCCGCCCGCCGUUCCCUUUUAAGCUCUCGCCUUACACCUCUCAUGCUAUUCGCAACUCAGCCACAGCCGAGCGCACGCGACAACCAAAGCUAACUCAGACCCUACCCAGACACACGAAGACAUGUCUGCACGACUGAUUCUCGCCAUCGCCGCAGCGGCCGCCCUCGCAGCCUGCGUCGCCGCGAUGCCCAGGGAUUACCGCGACCCCAUCACGCUGGACCUCAACACGGUCCUAAACAAGACCGUCUGCCCGAUCAACGUGACGAUAGACUCGGACAUGGAUCGGAUCCCGAAGCAUAUUAAAGUGAUGAAGUGCCAGCGGGACCCGAACGUUUGGUGCGCCAAGAUGCACAUACCAAAGUACGAAUGCUGCCAGCACCAGCGGGACAACGUGAAGCUGCAGUGCGUGGAGAUCCAGGACACGGUGCAGGUGUACUACCCGGCGACGGGAUCGACGCAGCUGUACCGCGUGUCGGUGGGCUGCGCCUGCGUCAUGGAGGAGGCGGCCACGCUGAUGGAGCCCACGCCCGGCGGCAGGUGACCGCGCCCGCGCCGCUAGUGCCGCAGUGCUAAAAGUGCCAGUGCCACUCAUUCGCCAUGGUUGUGACGCCCUGUAUAUACUUAGUCAAAUAUACCCCACGCCCAGCAGGAGACUUCUCCUGCGACGGCGCUCCUGUGACGAUGGAUCUCCCGGUAACCCUGUAUUCAGGC
Chilo suppressalis (striped riceborer) is the source of this 1384-nucleotide messenger RNA. The record is from the annotation of a GenBank genome assembly. NCBI's taxonomy places the organism in Eukaryota, Metazoa, Arthropoda, Insecta, Lepidoptera, Crambidae.